Neogale vison (American mink) is the source of this 2331-nucleotide messenger RNA. It is a transcript of the gene CIROP, whose product is annotated as leishmanolysin like peptidase 2. Gene Ontology annotation, biological process: cell adhesion; proteolysis. Gene Ontology annotation, cellular component: membrane; cytoplasm. The record is from RefSeq and is a predicted model, not a curated record. NCBI's taxonomy places the organism in Eukaryota, Metazoa, Chordata, Mammalia, Carnivora, Mustelidae. The transcript is spliced from 14 exons. Bases 1 to 2331 code for a protein of 776 amino acids. Gene Ontology annotation, molecular function: metalloendopeptidase activity.
AUGUUCCUGCUGCUGCUGGUGGUGGGGACGGCUGUGAGCAGAUGCCUACAUGAUGAGACGCAGAAGUCUGUGACACUUCUCAGGCCCCAUCUCUCCCAACCUGCACCCAGCUUCCGCUUUUCCGCCCUCGCCCUGUCUGGCUCCCGUGAGCCUCAGCCCCUACGAAUUCGAACCUACUCUAUCAGAGACCCUGUAUCAGAUGGAGCCUGGGAGCUGGAGGGAGCCAGAAUGAGAGGAGGACCACGAGCCCUGGCCCUGGCCGCAGCCAGACAGGCUGCUCAGCAGCUCCAGGGGAUGCUCACAGUGCAAGGCCCUCUGCUUCUGAGUCGAGACCCCGCACAGUACUGCCACGCUCUUUGGGGGGACCCAGAUGCCCCAAACUACCACAGGUGCAGCCUCUUGAACCCAGGGUACAAAGGAGAGAGUUGCCUGGGGGCAAAGAUCCCAGAUGCCCAUCUCCGUGGUUAUGCAUUGUGGCCCGAGCACGGUCCCCCACAACUGGUCCAGCCAGAUGGACCCGGGGUUCAAGACACGGAUUUUCUCCUGUAUGUGUGGGUGGCCCACACUUCCAAGUGCCGUGGAGAGGUGAGACUCAAAUCAAAUCCUUUUACUUGUUCUGCCUCUCUUAAUUUUAAAUAUCAUGGGAAGGGGGAGAGAGCACAAAGGCAGUUUUUAUUAACUUUGCUUCUGUGUUCCCCCACUUCCCUGCUUUCCAGCUCUGACCUUGUCCUGGCCCAUCCACAGCCCUCUGUCAUAGCCUACGCUGCCUGCUGCCAGCUGGACUCAGAAGACAGACCCCUUGCUGGUACCAUCAUCUACUGCGCCCAGCAUCUCUCCAGCCCCAGCCUCAGCCAUAGUGACAUUGUCACGGUCACUCUCCAUGAAUUGCUCCAUGCUCUGGGUUUCUCAGGACAGCUCUUCAAGAAGUGGCGGGAUUGUCCCUCAGGACCCAGUGUUAGAGAGAACUGUUCUACAAGGCAACAAGUGACAAGGAGAGAUGAGUGGGGACAACUGCUUCUUACCACCCCAGCUGUUAGCCACAGCCUGGCCAGACACUUGGGAGUGCCAGGGGCUUCACCAGGGGUUCCCUUGGAAGAAGAGGGCCCUCUGUCUUCACACUGGGAGGCCCGACUGCUCCAGGGUUCUAUCAUGACUGCUACCUUUGAUGGUGCCCGGCGCACUCGACUGGAUCCCAUCACUCUUGCUGCCUUCGAAGACUCCGGCUGGUACGGAGUCAAUCACAGUGUGGCAGAGGAGCUGCCGUGGGGCCAGGGAUCUGGCCUGGAAUUUGGCCUGGUGACUACGUGUGAGGCUGGCUCCUCAGACUUCUUCUGCACUGGCAGCGGGCUGGGCUGCCACUAUCUGCAUCUGGAUAAGGGAAGCUGCUCCUCCGACCCCAUGCUGGAAGGCUGCCGCAUGUACAAGCCCUUGGCCAAUGGGAGCGAAUGCUGGAAGAAGGAAAACGGGUUCCCACCGGGGGCAGAGAACCCCCACGGGGAGAUUUACCAUUCCCAGAGUCGUUGCUUCCUCGCCAACCUCACUUCACACUUGCUCCGUGAGGAUGAGACCAGGCAUCCGUCUGAGAUCCCACAUCCGAUGGAAGCAGAGCUCACGGGCCGCUGCUACUUACACCAAUGCACAGAGAGAGGAACGUAUGAGGUGCGGGCUGAGGGGACAGCCUGGGUCCAAUGCCUUCCUGGAAAGGCUAUUCAGAUACCUGGGUACUCCGGUCUUCUCUUCUGUCCCCGGGGUCGGCUUUGUCAAACUUUCAAAGGUACCGAUGCUGUUACUUCCCCACCUGUGAGUCUUCCGCCUCAAGACCUGUUAUUCCAGCUGUCUUUACAAUUAGCUGGGCCCCCAGGCCCCUCAGUGGGGAAGGAAGAGCUGGACGGGCUGACCGAAGCAGUACUACAGGCUCUGAUGAGCAGAAGCAGCACCAGCAGGUGCUAUUUCCACAGCCCCUCCAUUACCACCAGUCUGGUCUUCACUGUGUACAUGGGCAAGUCCCCUGGCUGCCAAGGGCCUUCGGUUGGUAUGCUGCACAGACACCUGACCCUAACUCUCCAGCAGAAGCCCCUAGAAGUACCUUAUGGAGGAGCCAGCUUUACCACGAGACACAUCAAGUUGCUGGUUACCUUGGACCAUAAACCCUCUGUGACCCACCUAGCACUGUCCACAGGACUCUGCCUAACACUGCUUAUCCUGGUGGGUGCACUGGGAACCGUGGCCUAUCAGAAACGAGCUACUCUUCUGGUGGCACCAUCUGGCCCUCACCGUUCACCAGAGCUCCAAGAUACACGGGGCCCAGUUACAGGAAUGAGGGAGGUGUGA